GUGAGCGACAGGCUCGACGAAAAACGUGGAUGAAACAAGCUUAGGGGUCUCGGGGCCUAGAUGCGUAGUUCCUGUGUUUAUGGAUGACGACAUCGACAUAACUCUUGGUUAUUUGUUCAUUGUUUUAAAUAGCAUGUUUGAACUUUCAUUCCAUACCUCUACAAAUUAGUAAGCAUGUGCUGUUUUGUCAUGCUUAACAAGGAUUAAUCACGGCUCGGCGCAGGAAAGUAAAGUCUAAAAUCUAGAUGGCGUUUGGUGUGUAGAAGGAGAGAAGCUUCGAAUUGUGGACUGGAGUCCUUCUUCCGUUAUCCUUCUUCCUGCCUUUUUUCCUGGAACCAGAACACAACAACAAUGGAUGAGUUAAUGGUGGAGGAUGCUGGCGUAGUUCCGGACGUGCAGACCGAAAUUACUUUAGGCGAAGGUGCAGCUAAUGUUAACCCAGAAGAGGAGAAAGUGGCUACGGGCAAAGAUGUCCUCUUGCCACUGAGCGAGGUGGUGCCCACUUCUAGACCAACUGGGCGCCGGGGCCGUGGCAGCACCCGGACUUCGGAAGCCUCUUCAUCUGAUGCGAACACGGAAGACUGGAGCGGCCGAACUCGUUCGUCCGGGCGCAGUUCACGGAAGAAAUUCGAUCCGGAUUUUUGCUAUGAUAAUGCUUUAGCUUUUGCGGGAGGCCGUAAACGUUCUGCUAAAAGUCCCGCUAGUAGUAUGUCACCGGCUUCCAGUGCUAAUGGAAAGCGUAUACCUCUUGAUAGUGACAACGGGAUUGAUGUCAGUAAAACUGGUAGCAUAACUGAUAGCAUGUCGACAGUAUCGCAAGCAGACAGCGCAACGACAACCGCAUCGUCGGUUCAGUCAGACGAUCCGUAUUCGAUUGAUAAUUUGGCGCUUGAACGUGAAGAAGACGAGAAGCCCAGUCUGCCGCUGAAAGAACCCACUCCGCCGGUCGAACUGCCCGCGGAACCGUCUGACGAGACUCCAGAGAAAAUGGAGGAGCGUCCCAAAAGGGAAGCCAGCAGUCGCCGGGUCUCAGCCGUCGAAGACGACAGCGACAGUUCCGAUGAUGCAAACAGUAGCGUCAAUCAGACAAAACUGUAUUGUAUCUGCAAAAAACCAUAUGGCAAUCGAUUCAUGAUCUCCUGUGAUAAGUGUGACGAAUGGUAUCACGGCACCUGUGUGGGCGUCUCUAAAGCCCAGGGGAAAAAUUACGCCCGUAAAAAUUUGCCUUGGUUCUGUCCGCCAUGCCGGAAGAAGAACACAGCGCUGAGCAAUGCUGUUCCUGUUGUUAAAGUGGAAGCGACCAAGCCCGUCGUUAGUGCUCCAUCCGAAGAGAUUACAUCCAGCGAUAAAGAAAAAGGUGUGCCUCCUUCCGAUAGUAGCAGCGGGAACGAUGUGACCAGUGCAGAAACUAGUUCUGUGGAGACGGGAAGAGAAAAAACAGGAGCGAAGGAGACGCCACCGAAAGUCAAGGAAAAGAAGGAAGGAAAGGUCAAAAUUGUGAAAGACUCCACGCAGUCGAAACUCAAGCCCAUGAAAGGCGAUCUGAAAGAAUUUAUUCAACGGCAAAAGUCUAAUGAAGCUCGACAUGUUAAGAAGAAAGUGGAGGAGAAAAUUAAAGAAGAAAAACCGCUGCCGGUGGAGGCGGAUAGCAGUGGAUUGAGACUUACCGCGCUGGGAAAGCCUCGUUUGGAAUACAAACAGAAAAGGCCUUCGCUUCCCGUUGUACCACCCCCCAAGAAUAAUCGGCCGCAGCUCUUCAGUGCCGAUAUAAAAACUUCUGAACCACGCACACCGACGACGCCCACCAUGAAAGCUUCCCCGGCUUCGUCACAGUCUUCUCACAAAUCUUCCGAACCGACGCGACCGAAAAUCCGCCGCCACCAUUGCAUGGUGUGCAAGAGCGCUUCGGCUCGGGAAAACUCGUUAUAUUGCAGUUCUAAAUGUAUUCACCAGCAUGCCAUACUGGCCAUGCGACUGGCCAAAUCUAUCCCGGAUAUUCCAGAUGAUCGGGUUGCUGUGAAGGAAAAGCACGGUGGACGAGAACUGAAUGGCGAGAAUGCUCCAUUGCGAAGCAAUAUCAUAGGGUUCUUGGAAGGCCAUCAAACGUUUUAUGUGCCGGUUCCUGACGAGGUGUUGCAAGCAGAAGAGAAGGGAUCCACCGCGGGACCACAGGAUGAUCCAGUGCGUGCCACGACUAAGAUGAUGCUCAAGGAUCAUCUCACUAAUAGAUGGAGAGAAGCACCAGAUUUACAAGAUAUCAGUCCAGCUAUGAUAUCGAAAAUUGUCGAUGAGCUGGAAGCCGGGCUUUUCCACAACUUCAAGGACACCGGAAAUGCUUACAAACGGAAAUAUCGUACCAUUGUUAUGAAUAUUAAUGACAAGAAGAAUGAGAAUUUUUUUCGUCGAAUCCUGCGGAAAGAAGUCCAUCCAGACAAGGUGGUGGAUUUAACUCCGGAGCAGAUGGCAUCCGACUCCAUGGCACAGUGGCGGCAGAAUGAAAUAAAAAAGGAGUUGGAUAUGCUAAUUCAAACACAAACUGAGGACAUCGAUUCUAAACCGAACAUAAAGAAAACCCAUCGUGGAGAGGAGCCAAUUGAAGAGGAAUUUCUGUCGCAGGAUAGGGAGAUACUGGAAGAUAAUAAACCAGAUGAGAACGCCGAAAAGAUUUCGCCCGUGGAAUUGAAAUCCAAUUUCUCUCCCGCCGUUUUGUCCUCACCGACUGGCAGUACUUUUCCAUCUCACAUUUCACCUCGAGAAUCUUCGGAAUCGCCGCACACUGACAUCAUAAAGAGUCCAGAAGGAGGUGCUUCACGGCCUGACACCACCGGCGAGCACGAAGAUCACAUUUUCGAUGCCAACUGCCGGAUAUGUACUUCGUCGCUGCCGGGAUUUUCGCGGGAUUUGGAGAAAUACAGUUCCACUCUGCAGAGUAAAGUCAAAGAAGAAGAGAAAAAUGCUGAACAACCUCCGCGGGUCUUCUAUGGGCCAAGAACUCCCGUCGCUCAUUCCAGUUCAUCAACAGCUUCCUUUCGUGUCCCAGAUGAUUCUGUCCCAGCCAAGAAAUCCAGAUUUUCACGUUCCACGGAGACGUCACCGAAUGCUUCAUCGCCUCAGUCAUCAACGUCGGAAUUUUCUCCGGAUGCGGAUGAAGAAGCCAAAGCCUCUGCUCGCGGUGUGAUCUGGCAAGGCGAAGUUGAUACAUGCGAUCUUCCUAUUGUGAAACUUGAAGGCUUUGCUGUUUACGGCCGAGCUUCAGAAGCCAUGCAUGAAAUUCCCAAGAAAGUGCGACAGCUUGGUCGAAUCCAACCUGGACAAUUGUGGCCGUACAUCGAGCAAGUGAAGCCGUUGAAGGAAAUGGCCUUGGUGACCUUUAAACCGCCACCCGGUCGCGUGAGCAGUGAAUUUAAUUCCUAUCACUAUUUUUUGACGACUCGCGGCCGGGUUGCCGUUAUCGGACCUCUGCCUGCUACUUUCAAAGACUUCUACAUCAUUGCUCUUAAGGAAGAUGAACCAUUACCAGACGGACUGCGAUUUCCGGAAGGCAUUGCAUUUGAUGGCAAGCAUCCCAAGAUCUUCCUGGGUAUAAUCGUUUUCCACAGUCCUCUGCGAACUGGUCCGCCGAUAGGGCGUGGAAUAUUUGAUGUGCCUGCUCUCCCGUCAGUAGGAAUGACGCGAGUGGCUAAUUACGUAUCUCCUAAAACACCAGACAGUGCCGAGAACUCACCCAAUAUUAAUCAGACCAAAGCGGACCCGAUCGUGGGAAAAUUCCUCACCAUUCCCCGUCAGCCUUCCCCUGAUACGAGUGAACCGAUGGAUAUUGAGGAUGAUGCCCCCACUUCCAAGGCAUCGGAAGUUAAACCACUCGUAGUUACUAAUGCGCCGCCUCCAGUCACAUCUGCGCCCCUCACUACAAAAGUCACACCGGCAGAUCUGUUGAAGGUGAUGGAUUCGUUGCCGAGCUUCCAUCAGGGAGCCUUAAAGGAGGUUGUGAAGAGCGUUUCGGCAAAACAGCCUAGUGGGACAAAAGCGUCCAAACCAGCAGUUCCUGUGGAUCCCCGGUUGGCACGGCUGAAUGCUGCAGCGAAAGUAGCAGUCGAUGGGCAGCCAGUGACACCACUGGCGCCAGCGUCGGCUGUGGAAUCCGCCGCUGCUCCUGUUUACGCUCCUAUUACUGUUCCUCCCCCGAGUAUGACUUACGCGCCCAUCACCGUACCGCCACCUAAUCUGUCGGUGCCACCACCGGUUGUGUCGCAAGCUGCCCCGCCCCCAGAAAAAGACGACGAUGGGUUUGGAUUCUCACAGAAAUUUAUCGAGAAUUUGUCGAGAAUCCAACUGCCCCCCGGACUGAAAGAAGCGCUGAAAUCCAUUUCCGGGCCGGGAGAAGGUACUACCGCCCCACCACCCGUAUCGGCACCGCCUGUGAGUGUUGCGCCGGCACCGCUGCCACCCAUUCCUCCUGGUGGUUCUCUACUUGGACCCGGCCCAAGUGGUCCAUUAUUGGGAGUGGCCCCGCCGAUGAAUCUGGCUCCUACUGGAUACAACAUGCGACCACCUAGCUUAAGCCACCCACCUCCAGGUUUCAAUCCCGGCCAGCCACCACCGGGUUUUCCGGGACCACGGGGGUCAUUUCCACCGUUUCCUCCGCCCCUUGGACCGCCACCCCAUCAACCGAGCAAUUUUCCGGGCGAAUUCAACCGACGUGCGCCACCUGGAGGGCCAUUUCGCCAGCAGCAGGGUCCCCCUGAGGAGCAUGGCGAUUUUCGGGCCAGAGGUCCACCGGAUCAACGACGGAAUGAGCGCGUGGACCGUCGUGACCGAGACGAAAAUGGACGUUGGCCAGGUCCGCCACGGUCCGGAGAUAAGCGAGAGGAUCGUCCUGAACGAUGGAAUUCGGAUAGUCGUCGACCUAAUAGAGUGCGAGAGCGAAGUAACGAGCGGAAAGAGCGUGGAAUUCGAAGUGGUCGGCGAUCACGGUCGAGAAGCCGAUCACCUUUGGCGCGCCGUCGUAGUUACCGUUCAAAGUCGAAGAGUCGUAGUCGAAGCCGAGAGCGUGAACGAGACCGGGAAAAACGGGCACGGUCACGCUCACGUUCGCGUAGUCCUCGUCGCGCACGCGAAAGUCGUAAAAAGGAAGAAGAAACGGGUGUAGAUGAGUUCGGAAGGGACAUCACACUGCGAAAGAAGCUGAAGCGGGAUCCGUCGGAGGAGCAGAAGGACGAGAAAGGGCUAGAUGAUGAUCAUCUGCAGACAGAUAAGGAAACCGGCGGAGUGGAUAGUGGUGGUAUAUCGAGUGCGCGGGUGGAGGUGAUCCAAGGAGACGGGAGCGAACCUGUGACGCCUUAGCCAAAUUUAUCUCUAUGUAUUCAUGUUUCCUGAUGGGCAUAAUUGGGUCUUUUGUUAUUUUGCGUUUUGAACUUUGAAUUGACCAAUCUUGAAUUGAAUUGACUUUUGUUUGAAGGAUUUGUCCGGUUUUCAGUUGGGGUUUGUAUUUCAGAAUUUAAUGAGACUAUGGUUGUGAUUAACCUUGGCUUUAUGAAACAAAGUUGUUUUCGAGGAAAACCUUAAUGGUAUACAUUUUCUAAAGCCAUGAGAAAAAGGUACAGCACAACUUAAGAUCAAUUCGUAUACCGUUUGUUGACUUACGUUGUUGUGUUAC
This is a messenger RNA of Paramacrobiotus metropolitanus, 5656 nucleotides long. RefSeq names its product death-inducer obliterator 1-like. NCBI's taxonomy places the organism in Eukaryota, Metazoa, Tardigrada, Eutardigrada, Parachela, Macrobiotidae. Gene Ontology annotation, biological process: DNA-templated transcription. The record is from RefSeq and is a predicted model, not a curated record. The coding region runs from base 352 to 5343 and encodes 1663 amino acids. Gene Ontology annotation, cellular component: nucleus. The transcript is spliced from 14 exons.